CACGGGUGUGAGCACUCCGGCCUGCAGUACAUAUAUGUUCGUUGCUCACAGCCUCAACCCACAGUUCUAGUACCGAUCCACAGGAAGCUACUCUUAAGCCUUAACCCAUGGAGAGAUCAUCUUCCCCUUCAAAGGUUCUCCUCGUCUUCCUCCUGCAGUUCCUCCUGCUCUCUGAACCUCUGGAAGCAAGGAUACUAGGUGAUGCAUACGACCACAAGAACCUGCUCGCGUCGGGUGUCGAUGGAGAUGCCGCACUGCUGCCCGCAUCACACCUGAACCUCGCCGAUGUUGCAGGGGACAGGCGUCCCAAGUAUACGCCGCCUUCUCCGGUGCGACCUCCGUCGCCGCACCAUCUCCACGGAGAUGGCGCGCAUGAGCAGCAAAGGUCUCCGCCGGCGUCGUCCUCGACUGAACCUGCACCACUGCGUGAUUACAGUCGCCAGCAGGCUGAAGCUGCAGGGCACCCACCCAUGAUGGAUGUAUCGCGCGCGUUUCUCCAAACGAUCAUGGGAUAUGUGACGAAAAUGUAAACCACGCCCGCAUAUGGCCCUUUUUU
Molecule: messenger RNA, 556 nt
Organism: Triticum dicoccoides
Lineage: Eukaryota; Viridiplantae; Streptophyta; Magnoliopsida; Poales; Poaceae
Exons: 2
Coding region: 108-530 (140 amino acids)
Source: RefSeq, a predicted model, not a curated record